Molecule: messenger RNA, 936 nt
Organism: Exserohilum turcica Et28A
Lineage: Eukaryota; Fungi; Ascomycota; Dothideomycetes; Pleosporales; Pleosporaceae
Exons: 2
Coding region: 1-936 (311 amino acids)
Biological process (GO): lipid metabolic process
Source: RefSeq, a predicted model, not a curated record
AUGAAAGUCACUCGUUUUGUUCUCGCUGCUCUAGCAGCACCCAUAGCCCAGGCUGCGCCCGCCCCAUCCUCCAAGCUCGUGGACCGCCAGGCAAGACCUCGGGAACUCAUCAACCCAGACCUCUACCCCGUUCUCCAGCGCUACACCCGGUUCGCCGCCGCCUCCAUGGCGACGUUUAUCUAUGGCCUUGGAACCUGCAAAAGCCCGCCAUUCAAGUCGCGCCUCGUCCGCAAAAUCAGUAACACGGUCACCGACACGCAAGUCGCGAUAUUCCAGGACGACGCAGCCCAAGAACUUAUUGUAUCCUUUCCAGGAUCCGCCUCGAUCCAAGAUUUCGGCACAGACUUCAACUUCUUCUUCAAGCCAUUCGACGACGUCCCCGGGUGUUCAGGGUGCCAAGUGCACGGCGGGGUGCUUAAAGCGUGGCGGUCCGUGAAGGGCGAGUUAGUCGCUGCACUGAGCGAGCUGCGUGAUCAACAGCCCAGCUACUCAACCAUUAUCGUAGGCCACAGUCUAGGCGGCGGCCUGGCCAGCAUGGCAUACACAGAUUUGAAAGCCAACGACGUGCCUGUCGCCGCCGCAUACACCAUGGGCGCGCUGCGCAUCGGCAACCCAGCCUACGCCGCCUUCACCGACCACCUAUCUGGCGCCAGCGACACGCAGCUUGGCGACCUACUGCGCCUGACGCACGGCAUUGAUGGCAUACCCAAUCUGCCCUUCGAACCUCUGGGCUUUCAGCAUACUCUCACGGAAAUCUACGAGCAAGACACCAAACUCAUCACCGGCACACAGUCUCCCGAGACCACCUUCCGCUGCUUUGGCCAGGAGGCCCCGGACUGUAUCCGCAACAAGGCGGUUGGCUUCAUCAAUCAAGAUCAUCUGGUUUACACGGGCGUUCAGAUGACGACGAAUGAGCAGUGUCACAGCACGGAUUGA